Phoenix dactylifera (date palm) is the source of this 823-nucleotide messenger RNA. NCBI's taxonomy places the organism in Eukaryota, Viridiplantae, Streptophyta, Magnoliopsida, Arecales, Arecaceae. The record is from RefSeq and is a predicted model, not a curated record.
CGUUUACAUGUCGAGCAACGAGUGGAGCUGCAGGUGUGUGUCGCAUACGAAGGAAAACCUUUCAAAGCCUUCCAUUUGGGAUGAAACCUGGCCCUUCUUCUUCGUCCUUUGUUUCUACUGCCGUAUAAACCCUAGAGAUAGAGAGAGGAACGGAUGGCUUCUCCUCUGUAAACCCUAGAUCACUUCUUCACCCUCUCUUUUUCCAUCAGGCAGCUGGGGAUCCAUUGCCAAAGAAGCCAUGCCUCUCAACUCAUCGGCCAAGACGUCGGAAAAAGCGUGUUCACCAAGUAAUGCUUCAGCUGCUAGUAAUAUCAACAUCGGUGCAACCACAGAUGAUGCACUGCACUAUUUGCAGCUUGUGAAGGAUACCUUCUAUGAUGAACCUGCUAAAUACGAAACAUUCCUUGACAUAAUGAAGGAAUUUAGAAGCCACAGGAUAAACACUGCUGCUGUGGUAGCAAGGAUCAAACAUUUAUUUUCUGGCCAACCGGACUUAAUUCACGGUUUUAACUACUUCUUGCCCACAGAACAUCAAAUCCCUGUCCAUGCUGAGGAGGAAGUUGCGCACCAUGCGGACUCGGUGAAUUAGGUGACAUCUAACUAUAGUAUGUGCUUCUUACUAUAAUGAUGACAAAUCCUCAUGAUGCUUCAUUGAGCUUGUUAGACUUGAUAAAACUGCAAACCUGAUGCUAGAGAAGGAUGCGACUGUUCUCUCGUUCCUGACUAUAAUGUGCUUUAAUGUUGACAAUUUGGGCAAAAGACUUUGUACCUUUCACCUUUGGUUAUCUUUUGCUAUAAUAAAGGACUCUUCAUACUUUGAAAU